Myotis davidii is the source of this 915-nucleotide messenger RNA. It is a transcript of the gene GPR119, whose product is annotated as G protein-coupled receptor 119. Gene Ontology annotation, molecular function: G protein-coupled receptor activity; phosphatidylcholine binding. The transcript is spliced from 2 exons. NCBI's taxonomy places the organism in Eukaryota, Metazoa, Chordata, Mammalia, Chiroptera, Vespertilionidae. Gene Ontology annotation, biological process: regulation of metabolic process; adenylate cyclase-activating G protein-coupled receptor signaling pathway. Gene Ontology annotation, cellular component: membrane. The coding region runs from base 1 to 915 and encodes 304 amino acids. The record is from RefSeq and is a predicted model, not a curated record.
AUGGAGUCAUCUUUCCCAUUUGGAGUGAUCCUUGCUGUCCUGGCGUCCCUCAUCAUUGCUGCUAAUGCACUAGUGGCCGUGGCUGAGCUGUUGUUGAUCCACAGGAAUGAUGGCGUUAGUCUUUGCUUCACCUUGAAUCUGGCUGUGGCUGACACCUUGCUUGGCGUGGCGAUUUCUGGCCUAGUCACUGACCAGCUCUCCAACCCAGCUCGGCCCACACAGAAGACCCUGUGCAGUCUUCGGAUGGCAUUUGUCACUUCCUCCGCAGCUGCUUCUGUCCUCACAGUCAUGCUGAUUGCCUCUGACAGGUACCUUGCCAUCAAGCAGCCUCUCCGCUACUUCCAGAUCAUGAAUGGGUUUGUGGCUGGAGCCUGCAUUGCUGGGCUGUGGUUAGUGUCUUACGUCAUUGGCUUCCUCCCACUUGGAGUCCCCAUAUUCCAGCAGACCACCUACCAGGGGCCUUGCAGCUUCUUUGCUGUGUUUCACCCGCGCUUUGUGCUGACACUCUCCUGCGCUGGCUUCUUCCCAGCCCUGCUCCUUUUUGUGUUCUUCUACUGUGACAUGCUCAAGAUUGCCUCUAUGCACAGCCAACAGAUCCGGAAGAUGGAACAUGCAGGAGCCAUAGCUGGAGCUUACCGGCCCCCACGGACUGUGGCCUGCCAAGAGUGCCACCUCUAUUUAGUACUGGAACGGUACCUGUGGCUGCUUGGUGUGGGCAACUCCCUGCUCAACCCACUCAUCUAUGCCUAUUGGCAGAAGGAGGUGCGGCAGCAGCUCUACCAGAUGGCCCUGGGAAUGAAGAAAGGGCUCGCUUCAUUCUUCCUCCUUUUCUUGGCCAGGGAUGGUGGCCCAGACGUGUCGAGGGAAAGUUCCUGUCACAUUGCCACUAUUUCUCACCCACAGCUUGAUGGCUAA